GUUCCUGUUGAAAAGCCAUAUUACGAACUACUGUAAAAAACUGCUUCUGAAAAUAAAAUAAAUACUUCCGCCACUAUUAUUACAUAUGUACAUAUAUAAAAAAUAUAUACAUCAAAUUCGUUUUUUGAAUUCCUCUUUUGGUAAUGUUAAUAAAGGCAAUAACUAAUAAGUUUUUUUGCGAGUCGGCUAGCAGUCAAAAACUGUUACUUGCUCAGUUCUCCUUCCAUGGGGAAGCAUUGAUUUUUCGUCCAAGAAAUUCAACUGGAAAACCGGAACUGACCUUUCUAAGUUAUUAUAAUUAUUAGACUAAUAUUGGUUGCACGUUAUGGGUGCCUACUUAUCACAGCCGAAGACGGAUAAAGCGUCUACAGAUGAAUGCAAUGAUAUGCUUGCCGUUGGAGCCAGUUCUAUGCAAGGCUGGCGGAACAGCCAAGAGGAUGCACACAAUUCAAUUUUAAGUUUCGAUACGAAUACAUCUUUUUUUGCUGUUUACGAUGGUCAUGGCGGAGCUGAGGUAGCCCAAUAUUGUGCCAAUCAGUUUCCACAGUUUCUUAAAAACCUUGAAACAUAUAAAAAUGGACAAUUUGAAAAGGCACUAAUAGAUGCUUUCUUGGGAUUUGAUAAAACUCUGCUUGAUCCUUCGAUAGUCGGUAUUUUGAAAAUUUUGGCAGGUGAACAUAAUUUUGUCGAUGCUGAUACAGAAGAUUAUGAAGAUGAAGAAAAUUUAGCUAAAUUGCAAGAGGAAAGCAACUUGCCGCUAAAUAAAGUUCUGGAAAAUUAUAAAGGACUUCCGCAGACUGACGCAUUGAUAAUGAAAUCGGAGAGUGAAGUUAAUUUAAGAAUGAUUUCGCCACGUGGUCGUCGUGCUGCAGCAUUAGCUGCCGAAGCUGCUAAUAAGGUUGUAAUGGACCCCACCGCCAAACCUGAAGGUUCUUCCACCUCAGCAGCAGCUGGGAUAUCUGUCCGUGAUGUAUUUGACUAUACCGAUUCUAGGUUCGCAGAGAAAGAAAUAAAAAAAUCAGAAAACGAUUCAACUGUUAGUAGCAACAGCAGUGUCAACCAUUCAUGCAGUAAUUAUGUUUCAUCACAAAGUAACGCUGAAAAAAAUGAGAAAUCAAGUGGGAUCUUUUUAAAGUCAGAAUUGGUUACUCCUUCAAAGCCUUGUGUUGUAAUCAAGAAUGAUAACGAUAUCGCCGAUUCACAUACAUCAGUAGUACCUGAGACGGAAGAUAUCAGCAAAGUGAAUCGAAACGGACGAAUUUCUAAAACCGGGCAUUCAAUUUCAUCUACCAGUAAAGAAUCUAAACAUCUCAUUAAAUAUAAUUCUCAAGAGGCAGAGUCAACCGAUGACGAUGCAGAUUACGACGAGAAUAACUUAGUUGAAAGUCCAGAUAUUUCCUCCUCAGAAAGUUUUGAUGAAGACAUUGAAGGCUGUACUGCAAAUUAUGACGACGAUGAUGAUGAUGAGGACGAUGAAACUGAGUUUAGUGACGAAGAAGAAAUGGAUGAGGAUCAGAUAGCUAAUGAUCGUUUUUGCGCUAAUAUGAUGGAAGAACCUGGUAAAGAUAGUGGAUGUACUGCGGUUGUUUGUUUGUUGAAUGGUCGAGAUUUGUAUGUAGCAAAUGCAGGCGACUCUCGAUGUGUAGUAUCUCGUAGUGGUAAAGCUAUUGAAAUGAGUCUUGAUCAUAAGCCUGAAGAUGUCGAAGAAGCUUCGAGGAUAAUUAAGGCAGGCGGUAGAGUUACUCUUGAUGGUCGCGUAAACGGUGGAUUAAAUUUGUCUAGAGCCCUUGGUGACCACGCCUACAAAUCUAAUAUUGAACUGCCAGCUGAGGAACAAAUGAUAUCUGCAUUACCUGAUAUUAAAAAGCUUAUUAUCACUCCGAAAGACGAGUUUAUGGUGUUGGCGUGUGAUGGUAUAUGGAAUUAUAUGUCCAGUGAGGAAGUCGUUAGUUUUGUACGAUUCAGGUUAAAGGAUAAAAGCAAGAAAUUGUCUAAUAUUUGUGAAGAGCUUUUUGAUAAUUGCUUAGCUCCGAAUACGAUGGGUGACGGAACUGGUUGCGACAACAUGACAGCUGUAAUUGUAAAAUUCAAGGAAAAGCUCCAAGACCUGCAGACUACCAUUAAUCCCACUGAAACAGAAGAUAUGCUAGUUGACGCCUAUAAUCCAUUUGAGGUAUCAGAUGUUAGUAAUGAUAAGAGUGCGCUUAAGCGAUUCGUUUUGCCAGAUACCUCUCCUGAAGGUACUUAUUUAGAUAAAGAUAACAAGUCCAAACGAUUAAAAACUGAAUUGGAACCAGAGGAUGAUAUUAGCUCAACGCAAUCGCCAGCUGAACAAAAUGAGUGCCGUGGCCUGGCGGCGAUUAAUGAAGUUACAAUAGCUGUCUCUUCACCAUAAUUUUACAUUAAUUUGUAACCUGCAUUUUUGUCAUAGUGUUGAAAAAGCCGUUAAUGGCAGGAUUACACAAAAAUAUUAAAUAAUAAACAUUAAUAAAUUAAAUUUAAAUAAA
Messenger RNA from Drosophila eugracilis, 2507 nucleotides. Its product is annotated as probable protein phosphatase CG10417. The record is from RefSeq and is a predicted model, not a curated record. Lineage: Eukaryota; Metazoa; Arthropoda; Insecta; Diptera; Drosophilidae. The coding region runs from base 326 to 2395 and encodes 689 amino acids. Gene Ontology annotation, biological process: protein dephosphorylation. The transcript is spliced from 5 exons. Gene Ontology annotation, molecular function: cation binding; protein serine/threonine phosphatase activity.